GCCAACCAGGUGCUCCAGAGAACCAGCGAGUAUCUCAGCUCGGGGCUUGUCUCAUCACAGCCUGCGUGGUACAAGGUGCUCGCACACAACACUCCUCGCCAUGCGUUCAACAAGAGCGUGCGGUUGGAGGUGUUGGAGAAGACGAAAGCGGAAGAGGUUUCUGCGAUCAGCCACAUCAACGCGAGACUGGCGGAUGGGUUUUACGUGACGAAGGUGAAGGUGCAGAAGAAGAAGGACGUCUCGAGUCUGUUGAAGUCACAGCAGCUGCACUUCAUCGAGGACGACCUUCGUCUGCUCUUCUACAAACAGCACCCGUGGGAGCUUGCCGAUCCAAAGAACCUCGUGGAGAACGAAAACAAUCUUGGCAAUGAGAGCUUCGACUGGAGCCAUCUGAGGCAGUUCGGGAAGAAGCUCGACGGGGAGAGCGUUGUCCAAAGAACCAUAUACCUCAUGGAGACGGAGAAAAAGACUCUCCUUGACUCGUACGAGCAGGCGAAGUUUGAGUACUACAGACUGAAGAUCCAGGACGAGACAGAGAUGAACGUUGUCCGGGAAGAGGGCGAGAUGUUCGGCGCAGUUUAUCCUAAGACCGCCAUCGAAGAAGGUUUCGACAAGGAGACCGAGGUCCUGCAGAAAUGGAAGACCGACGCCGUCGAGCAGACGAAGAUCCUUGACGCCAAGUUCAGCAACAAGGACUCCUCCGCCACUGCCUCCGCAGAC
Messenger RNA from Pichia membranifaciens NRRL Y-2026, 720 nucleotides. RefSeq lists its product as hypothetical. The annotation marks the transcript as partial. The record is from RefSeq and is a predicted model, not a curated record. The transcript has a single exon. Lineage: Eukaryota; Fungi; Ascomycota; Pichiomycetes; Pichiales; Pichiaceae. Gene Ontology annotation, molecular function: structural constituent of ribosome. Gene Ontology annotation, cellular component: mitochondrial small ribosomal subunit.